ACAUAUUGAAAUUAAAGCGCAUUUGAGUUUGUUACUGAAAUAUGGGAGUAAAAUUGAAAUAGUUGCCAAGCUGUAUUUAUUUCUGAUUUCGGAUAAAAUUUGAUCAAAUUUCAAUCAAAUCCUCCAAUUUAUUUUUCUAACGAUUAUGACUGCCGUAUUGUAAUAUUUUUGUUCUUCAAAACCAGUAUGACUUAUCGAGAAAAGUUUAUACCAAUGUUGUUGCCGAACAUAUUUUUGUAUGUAUGUUUUCUUUCGCUAUUAGUUUUGGCUUCAUCCAAUAAUGCUGGGUCAACAACAAUAGACCUAAUCCACAAAGUGUACUAUGAUGCUUCAUUCGUCGAGGCAAUCGUAACAACAUCCCUCCAAUGCUGUACGCUCAAUGUAACUCUGGACACUUACAACGCAUUGACACCCCCAGUUGCAACCGCAGCCAGUGAUGCUCUUCUGGAAGACGAGAUGCCGUUUAUAUGGAUAGCCCACAACUACGUGGAGGCUGACUUCCUCCAGAUAGACCUCCGGACAGUGUUCCAGAUCUCGAGUGUGCACAAAAGAAGUGUACAGGAUUUUCCGACGAUGGAAGAUGUGGCUUGCGAAUUCAGUAUUCUGGGAGAAAUAUGGGACAUUGUGGAGAAUUGUGGCAACAACUACAACACAGACGGCAACACUCAAGCCCGCUAUGUCCGCUUCUUUCCCUCUGCACCCAACAACUCUACGAUCAAGGUUUCCUUCCUUGUCUUUGGAACUGAAGUGGUCACACCUGCAGCUAAUUCUGACCUCAUCACUGGCCUGUUCCACUCGGCGGCUUGUCAUGGAUACCAAGCCAGGAUAGACGUGGAGUUUCUUCACAGUACUUUCUUACAGAACUGUGAACAAGCAGACGUCACAGUGUAUCUGGACGGAAAUGAAACGAAAGGAGCCGAGUUCAUGCAGCAGUAUGAUCACGCAGCAUACAUAAUCAAAACACCCGUGAACGAAUUCUCAAAGUGUGUGAUCAGUCUAGUUUUGGAAGGGUUCCAGUCGCACUUCAACGGGGAGUUCAAACUGGGGGUACAAGCAUCAACUGAUGUAGGAGUAGGGACGCCAAUCACAUACGAAAUGGAUGAAGCAAUCGAUUUUACUGUAGAGGACGAUGGGAAUGAUGAUGAGUCAUACUUCUACAUUACGACCAGUGGAGGCAACUACUUCAUAUCAGCAGCCAACUACACGUAUGACUCAACAGGAGCUGUCAAAAUAGGUAACGUGGAAACGAUUAAGGCGGCGUGUAUUGAGAAUGCGAAUGCGGAUGUGUUGACGGCGGACAGAUUCCAGAGAGUCCAAGCCGGCUCUCUAAACAACUUCAUCCAGGCUGUCAUAUACCACAAUCUGCAAAAAAGUUACUGGGACGAAAGCGCAAAAGACAGAGAGAACACGUUUAUGUUGCUUGAGAACGAAGAAGUCAAAAAGUGUAUGGAGGUGGAUCCGGAUGCAAUCGAGUCCAGGGAGUGCCGAGUUACAAACACGGAUGGGGAAUCAAUGGACAAAGUGAGGAGUAUCCUGUGCAUGCACACAGAGGGAGAGAUAUCCAACAUCAAUAUCUCUUCCUCGGGCUGCUCGGUUGUUCCGAGUAGUGGGGGUGGAGAUGACUCAUGUGCGGAGUUGAGUUUCACCAUAUCUGUCACCAUCAUGGGAUCAAGAGUUGUCAGAAAUAUCACUUGCAUGGCGAAAGACUUCGAAAACAACGAAGUGGGAGAUGUGACAACUCUUCAAGUCCAGGCCGCCCCCGUACAAUACACGGUGCGAAUAUGUCCUUGGGAUCAGUCCCUGGUCAACAAAGUGUUCUGUGAGGCUCCUGCUCUUGUAAUCGAUGAAUCUGCCAACCCGAAAGUCGUCACAGCCGAACUCAGCUUAGAACGAACUCUUCCAGACCGCGAUCUGUAUGUCCAAAUCACGCCUUUAAACCCCGAUUUUUCUGAUCCUGUUUUUGGAUACUACAUUUCAGAAAGUGAUUACGAGCUUUCACAGACCUUCUCUGUAUCUGUACAGGCAACUGGGUACCCGCUUGGAAACUUCAAGUACGCGUUUGCCAAGAAAUUUCACGUGUCCGGAACCCGCAUGGAUGAUAACUUACAGACUGAAAAGAGCUUCUAUUGUAAAACUGGGGGAAUCCACGGGGUGGAAAUUGUAGCGACUGGGACUUUGACAUUCUCCCCGAUAACUCCUGCAGAUUCUGGAACGUAUACCUUCUCUAUUGAUUCAAUCUCUGAAGAAGUGCUCUCGUAUGUCGAUCUUGAACUUAUUCAUCCUUACAGUAUCACAUGCGACGAAUCUUGCAGAAAGACUACCCGAAUUGGUGAUAUUUUUGAUAUAAGUUGUUGGGUGAGCCACCACUUUAUUGUCAGCAGAGACAUUUUUGCCGACAUAAACGAAGUUCCUCUGAGCAUAUUUGUGAACAAAACCGAGUUGCCGUCUGACAUUGAGGGGUUGACAAGUUUGAACCCCUGUGAGUACAAUAUAGACGUCGAGAAACCUUUAACUGAUAAUAACCCUGCGGCAGUGUUUUGGUACGAAAAUCUUCGCAGCGUCGAAAUUCAUUUCCAGUUGUUUAGUUUGCAAUACUGGAACCACGGGCAGUAUGAAAUAUCAGUUGAAGUUGCAAACUCUUCUAACUGUUUCUAUCAAAAACGAGGUUCGGUCUGUGACCCAGAAAGCAUCCAAAAUUUGGACCCGUGCGUAAAUUUGUUUACAAAUAGUUCCAGUUCGCUUCUUUUUAUGGUGACACCUGAGCAAGAGUUCGGGACUCCGUCGGCGGGUGACAUGUCGUGCAACCCGAACAAUCCGAGGGCUCUCUACUUUGCCGCCUACGGAAAAACAAUUACAAGUCGCAGGUUCUACUACAAGGUGUGCAACUUCUCAGAUUUUACAGUUCCGGGCCACGAUAUCUGCGCCAUGGAUGGAGGCACCACCGUUGACAUGUCCAAAGAUCUGCUGGGCAUGUGGAUGGACUACGUCAUCACGAACCCAACUGAGGAUGCUAUCUUCGACCCCAAAGAAGGUGACGUCAGUCAAAAGUUCGAGAUGAUCGAGAUGUGGAAAGCUCUCACAUGCAACUACUACUUCCAAGAUCCACAGAGUGUUUCGCUUAAGGAGCUAGAAUUGUUCUUGUUCUCUGGAAAACAGCCGGCUCUGGUAUCGUUUGAUGGAUACGAAUUGGGAUGGAAGGAUACUCCCAAUUUGAUAGACCCGCCACGUACUGGCAUGUUCUGUCGCUAUGGUCGUGGCAUGGUGUGGGAUCUCAAGUCAGCUGCUGGCUCCUGUCGCUACAUCCCUUUGAACAGCACAAUUGGCAUGCAACUUCCGGUCAUUGUCAAAACACAUGGAAACGACCCAGUCAAUGUCCUAUGUCAGGCCAUUCCUCUGGGGUCAGCUCUGAACCAGACCUUCACAAACUUGACCAGCAACGAAGUAUUCACUUACAGUCUUGACUUUCCUGACGAAAGUGACGUAACAAGCAUACAGUGCUCUCAGUACCAUAAUCUGGACCUUCAAGCAGAAGAUGCCUUCUGGUUUGACCUUAGCUUCCCCAGUCUUUACAUGCCGCUCAAAAUAGACGACAAUCUAACGGUUUCUGACUUGUGGUGUCACGCUUACAACGCUUCACUCAAACAACCCUGUUACGGCAACGAGGUAUCCAUAAAGAGCUGUGUGGAGGGAAACCCGAUAUCGGGAUGUUCCUGGAAGACAUUCACCAGUGAAUCCCAGAUCCGGAUGUUGAUCCAAGGUGAAAACAACACCAGUUGGGAAGACACGGUGGCAGAAUAUCCGCAGUGUAACAACACUCGAAGGUGUUCGACUUUGACUUUUUACAGUCUGGCAGAGUCGCAGCAGGGUUUCUACUGGUACGAGUGUCAAAGCGGUUUGGAAAACACCGAAAUCAAAUCUAGCCUGAGAACCAAGAGCAAAAUGGUCAAGAUAGUGGCACAGCAAAGCGCUUCUCUUGGUGAAAGUGGAGCAUCAUUUCUUUUCACUCUCGAUUGUCAGUUGAAGCGACUAAGAGGAUUUUUUCGAAGCUAUGGACAGAACAUAACCGCUAUUGUCGAGUGUAAAACAGACACUGGACAAGAGACUGAUCAAUGGGUUCGAGAACAGAUAUUUUACGAAGUUCCAGGACCGGGAGCAAUUGACGUUGUGUUUUACCCGCAUGUUGCAACGCGCGAAACAACCUGUAGGUUUGAAGGAACAAACGACUUCGCGUCUGAGCGACCUUUGAAGUUCGAAACCCCGCUUAAGAGUUUUAGAAAGUAUAACACUCUUGAGGUCCGAAAUGAUGCCGAAAAUGAUCUACGAGUAUGCUGUGAUGCAUGUGCGUUCGGUAUACGAGGCUACAGGGAAUUUGACCUUCAUUGUGAGAACAGCGAUGGAUCUCUUAUUGAAUUCACAAAUGAAACCCUGGGAAGCGAGGCGUACUCGUAUGACCCGGAUUUGUUCACUGCUACCCGUUGCAGAACUAUGCUUAUCAGACCUCGGUCUCUCUACAUAUGCAAGUGCAGUGUAAGGCACCUGCAAGCUGAAAUGACUGUCAAGAUCAAUGGAGAGGUGGAGUUCGCGUCCCCUGAGGUGGGGACUGAGGCGCCAUUUGUAGUCAUGGAGGUGGAGGAGGAGGAGGAACAGCAGCAGCCGAGGGAGACCGAACCCCCACCCACACAUCCACCCUCAACCACAGGACCUCUGAAUGUCAACAUACGGUUUGUGGAAGACGUGCUGCUUGAAGAGGGACUGGAAGAACUGGUGAGAGCAGAAGGAAAAGAUGUUAUCUACACCAAGGCUGAGAGUCUGAUUCGAUCGAACACUUUGCACUUAAGAGAAGAUGCUGGCAUAUCCCAAGCAGACGCCGCCCUGGACACACUCAGAAAAGUGCGAGGUUUCGGAAGAUUGGUGACGAAUGAAACUGAUCCAAGUCGGGCCAAAGUGCAAAUCAUGGCUGAUCGCAUGGUGAGUGUCAUGGUCAAUCUUGUCGCAGAAGUGGCCGACAAAAUCCCCCAGUGGAGUGAAGACGAAAAAGAAAGUGUCCAGGGCCUGGCUGAACUGGAGCAGAGUCUGCUGUAUGUUGGGAAACAUAUGGAACCAGAUAUGGAGACAGAGUAUGAGGCGGAUCACAUCAAGGCAAAAGUGGUGAGACUUCCCGAGGACAGAAGUGAUUUCGAGGCGGCUCUUGGCAAACUGAAACUGCAGAUGCUGGAUUACUCGGGAACUACGAAUCACGCUCUCCAAGGUGUCCAGAUCCCAUUGUCGUCUCUGGAUCUACUCCCAGGUGGGUCUGUGAUCACUCUUCUGAUGAUAGACGAAUACUUGUCCACACCUGCUCAGAGAACCCUCUCAAGUCAAUCAAUCAGCGAAAAGAGCGGGCUGAAAAGUAUGGUUCUGGUGCAGAGCAAGAGAAACUGUGACAUCAUAAUGGCGGGCGGCACCACUGGGGAGGGGGAGUCAGUGUCUGUGCCUGUUAACUACUCCUGCAACUUCGACCAAUCUUACCCCCCAGUCUCCCACGAAGGUCCCUACGAGACAGUGGCGCAGCACAGUUGCAGACGUUUCCAGAACCUCAACAAAGAGUGGGUGAGUGGGCAGAUGUUCAGUGCCUGGGGGGAGGGGGCCAUGAUGCCAUACAGGGCCGCCUGCUACUCCACCCACAACAGUGCAUUCUCAGUGGUGACCACAUUCACCAGCAAGAAAACCGACCACCCCCCUGAGAGGGAGACGCACCAGUGGGCCUGGAUUGUUGGUGGAAUUGUGAGUGCAGUGUGGCUCAGUGUCAUGUUCAUGGGACUCCUUUACAUCCACGACACCCACCCCCAGCCAGACCACAACUUCAGACGCCUAAUCACUAUUUUCUCGUUCAACAUUGUCGUCUGUUCACACCUCGCGGGAAUCGAAAAGAGUGACGAGAAGGGGGCGUGUGCGUUCACUCAGACAGGCAUGCAAUUUGGCAUCUUGUCUACUGUGGGCAGUCUCUUCAAUGAACUCCUAAUCCUGUUCAAGGAACUCACUCCCUCUCUCUGGAGGGCAGAAUUCUUUGUCAUUUUUUACUUCCUGAACUCACUCAUACUACCAGCUGCAUUCUCACUCGGCGCUUUCCUCCUCAGUCUCGACGACCUCGGCACUUUGAACUCGUGUUUCGUGGCACACGACUCCUAUUCGACCUUCUUCCUCUUCUAUAUUCCCCUGGUCUUCUACUUCCUGAUUGGUCAGUUUGUUUUGACGUUCUUCAUAUACAGGAAUGGCACUGCUUUGUCUAAACAGAUGGAAGAGUACGAUAUCCCGGACGAGCUUCGUGACGUCAUAUUCGGAGCACGAGUGCUUCUCCUCCUCUUUGCCCCCCUAUUCAGUCUGUUCCCCCUCAUCCUCUCGAGGAAUUCAGCAUGGGUCCAAGUGGGACUCGGUCUCACCUUUUUCUUCCUCAGUUUCCUCCUCUGUGUCUAUUUAGUCCUGAUGCCAGCUGAAAACAUGGAAGCCUGGAUCGAACUGAGAAAUCCAUUGAAGAGAAUCGUGUCCAAGAAGCCCGUCAAGAAAUCGAAACGCGUGAGUAGGUCUGCUGACAAACAGUACCUGGUUCCGGGCUCCGCAAGAUCAAACAGCCGAUCGACUGCAGGGAUGGACGAGCACCGACGCCCCUCCCAGCUGAGUGAGAUCGGGGGCAAAGCCAAGACCACCCAUUGGCUCGCGUCUUCUACCCAACAGGUGGCAAUAAACGAGGAGCCAUACAAUCUGGUGGACUUCCCCGAGAAGUUUUUGAACUUGCGGGAUGAGUUAGAUUUCACACACGAAGCCUUGCUGGAGGACAAGGAAGUUGAGAGAAGGGUGGAAAUCUACGAUGGUUUAGUCGAAAAGGGUGCAAAUCUGACGCCCAUGGAAUUCAUGAUAUUCAUGGACCGGAGUUACAUCUUCAAGUAUUCGGUCCUGAAUACCGAUGAACUGUUUGAGCUGGGCUCAAUACAAAUUUCAAGAAGAAUUCUUCAAAAAGCCAGUGGCGGAGGCAGAGUUUAG
Molecule: messenger RNA, 7017 nt
Organism: Symsagittifera roscoffensis
Lineage: Eukaryota; Metazoa; Xenacoelomorpha; Acoela; Convolutidae
Exons: 25
Coding region: 187-7017 (2276 amino acids)
Source: RefSeq, a predicted model, not a curated record